Messenger RNA from Effrenium voratum, 897 nucleotides. The record is from the annotation of a GenBank genome assembly. NCBI's taxonomy places the organism in Eukaryota, Dinophyceae, Suessiales, Symbiodiniaceae.
AUGAACGGGGCAACUCCAUCGGCAUCUUCCCAUGCGCGAACCGCGGAUCAGAGCAAGGUCACGGUCCACUUCCUGGACCCCAACGUCGAUGGCUUGCCGAGGACUCCGCGGAUCGAGCUGCCAAUCGAAUGGUUGGGGAUCUACAACUGCAUCGUGUUGCCCUGGUCCCGCGUGCUGGCCAGCAGCUUUGAGGACAAGGUCAUUGGCACCGCGAGUGCUGUGACGUACAAUGCUCUUUGGCUGUUGUCCUUGUCCAGCUUCUUGCAUUGUUGCUUUACCGACCCCGGCUUCUUGCCAGCCGACUGGUCGAGGCAUAGGAGCCCAAGCCAGAUCAAAGCGUCGGGCGAGUGGGCGCUUCAGCCCUGCCGGCACUGCGGUACGCGGCCGCCACGGAGCCAUCACUGCAAGAGCUGCCGCUGCUGUGUUCUGCGUAUGGACCACCACUGCCCCUGGAUGGACAACUGCGUCGGCUUGCGGAACCACAAGUUCUUCUUGCAGAGCUGCUUCUAUGGCGCUGCUGCCUCUGCCACGCUGCUAGCAUCCUUCUUCCCCCUCCGCGGGCAGGCUUCUGAAAUCCUCCUGCCAUCGUCGCGGGCUCCGCAGGACCCCCGGCUGUUGCGGGACGCCGGUCUUCUGGCGGUGGGCGUGGGCUUGGCGACCUCUUUCUUCGUGGCACUUGGAGGAUUGUUCAUCAAUGGCUUCUCCCAGACGCUGCAGAACCGAACCAGCAUCGAGUCGCGCUAUGCCGGUCCCAAUCCCUACGACCUGGGUGCCUUCCGCAACCUGCAGCAAGUCUGUGGCCCCUUCAGCAGCGCCUGGCUGGUGCCGGUGGCAGAGGCGCCCCUUGCCGGAGAUAUGCCCUCGGGCUUUUGCUUCCCGACCCGAGAUGUGGUGUGA